AAUUGUAAUCAUUAAUAUAUUAUUGGUUAUUUAUUUAAUUAAAUUGAAUUCAUUAACAUUAAUUCACAAGUUAAAAGAUAACUCGAGCAAACUUAUUCGAAUAAUUUCGCGGGUUUUGAUAAGAAAGAGAAUUUUUUUGCGCAAGAUUGCAAAUGGCUGCAAGUGGACAUAGCUGCUUAGAUAUCAUGUCAACAAAAGGUAUGUUUUUUCGCGGUGAAAACGUAAAAAUGGUGAUGUUACUAGUUUGAUUACGAUCUAAUAUACGUGGCACUAAUUGCUGUAGUAAUUAAAAUAAAUUAAAAAUUACACGUUUGAUAAUUUGCGCGGGAAAACACGGUGAAGAUGUCCGGUUAUCGAAGGGUCAAUUACUAUGAACUCUGCAGGCUUUGUACUAGCAGUGAAGGUAAUAAAAUGAAUAUCUUCCGUGAGGAAGGACGGAGAAGACAACUCCAAACAAAAAUUCAAACAUAUUUACCUAUUCAGGUUCUAGAAGAAGAUUCUUUACCAAAGAUCGUUUGUCAUGAGUGUGUAAGAAAGUUAGAAAGCUACAUAGAAUUUCGUGACACAGUAGUUAGUGCAGAAGGAAUGCUUGAAUCAUAUUUUACUUCACUGCGCUUCUCCGAGGAUUUUUUAAAGGAAGGAAAAGUUUAUGUCAAAAAUACCGAAAAAGAAAGACCUCCAAGUUUAGAAGAUCCAAUAAAAAUAGAAAAAUUAUCACCAACAAACGAUCAGAAUGUUAUUAGUGAAUCUCAAACUCAACAUCAGCAACCAGUUGUAGUCAAUAAUUUAAAUACUUCAAACAUUCAAAUAAUCAGUGGUGUUCAGGCCAGGGUCCAACAAUACAAAUGUGCCAUGCAGAUGCAACCUGGUGGAGUAGCUGCAGCAGUGGUUGAAGCAACAGCUGAAACUCAUUAUAGUUAUCAACAGCAAACUUCACAACAAGUAUCACCUCAAAAUCAAUCUUCACAUGGUCAGAGUCGAUUAAAUGAACAACAACAGCAACAACAAUCUCAAUCAACUCAACAAAUUCAAGUGCAAAAUCAAAUUCAAAACCAAAACCAAAUAAAUCAAAUUCAAAAUCAGAGACAAGUAACGCAGCAGCCUAAUCAACAGCAAAGACCAGUGGUUCAACAACCACAAAAUCAUUGUCAAAUGACACAACAGAUUCAACAUAUACGUGAGUUUGAUAAACAGAGGCUUCAACAAAUUGAAAAGCAAGUACAGAUAUCUCCACCCCAAGAUCAACAACAAAAUCAACCUCAAAUAGUUCAUCAAAAUAAUAAUGCUUUAAUUAAAACUGAUAUUAAUAUUGAACAAAAUCAACAAGUGCCAUUGAAAAGCGAAAUAGAAUCUCAAAAUAUUAAUUCUCCCGGUGAGAACGUACAGAAUUUUGCUACAGUUCAAGCUUCGCCAGAGGUAUUUCUUAGUUUAGGAUUCAAAGAAACACCAUUAAAUUCUCAGCAACCCCGCGAUGAUAAAGAUUUUCGUGAAUAUAUUAAAAAUUCAAACGAUGAUCCUCUUUCACGUAAUUCUAUCGGGCCAAUAUCAGAAUUUCUAAGACUUCGUUCAUGUCCAGAACAAGCGUCUCUAAUAACUGUAAAUCCUCAAGUGAUUUGUCAACCUAGUCGUAAUUUUGUUUGCCAAGAAUGCAAUAAAACUUUUGAAAAUUCAAACCAACUGAAUAGCCAUCAGUGUCCUAAUUCUCCAAUGCUAGCUGAAAUAACUGAAAUAAAUGUAAAAGAUGAUCAAAAUCAAAAUAAUGGUGUUAAUUCUUUCAAUUGUGAUGUAUGCGGUAAGCCUUUUAAAAGAAAAGAACACCUAUUUCAACAUCGAAAGCUUCAUACAGGAGAACGUCCUUAUGUUUGUACAACUUGUGCUAAAGCAUUUAGUCGUAAAGAGCAUCUUGUUCGUCAUUCAGUAUCUCAUACAGGCCAAAAAAUGCACGAAUGUGAAAUGUGUGGUAAAAGUUUUUCACGUAAAGAUAAUUUACAUAAGCAUCGUAAAACUCAUGGAGUAUCCGGACCAUAUAUUUGUGAAACUUGUGGAAAAUCUUUUGUAGUAAAACAUUAUUAUUUGAUGCAUCUUACUACUCAUGCACCAACAAUUGUCGAUGGAGAGAAUUGUUCUGAUCCUUUGCCUUAUAAGUGUGAUCUCUGCCACAAAGCAUUUUCUGUUAAAGAGUAUCUGGCUACCCACAAACAACGACAUCGUUCUAAAAAUAAUUCAAAUCAUUCAAAUGGACAAAAUCAACAACAAUCACAACCUCAACAUGUGCAACAAUCAGUUCAAAGUAGUGCAACAAAUGGAAUCAGUGUAACUACCAAUAAUGUAACAAAUAACAGUUUAUCUGGAACUAAUAGUCAAAAUAAUGAAACUCCGGUAGUUGAAAUUCAUAAUGUCAUUGAGAGAAAUGAUUCACAAUCGGGACAACAACAUGCUUCUUAUAACAAUAAUCAAUACCAUGGAAAUAUACAACAAUUUCAAUGAGAUAAGGGAAAGCGUGUAUACUAUGUUCUCUUACCUAACGGCAAUAAUCACAAAAUUGUUGUUGUCUAGAGUAAGUUAAAUAGUAUAACACGCUUGUUAACUUCACUGUUAGUAAUCAAUGCUAAAAUUUAUUUUCGAACAUUUACGCAAUAUUGAAAAUGAUUUUAAAAAGAUAAUCAAGUUUAUACAUAUUUUUUUUUUUAUCCGGAAGGUAAUUGUUAUUUUAUUUAAAUAUAUUAUAACAGAUUUUGUAUUUUAAUAAUCGUGAAAAAAUCAAAAACAGAAAAUCAUUGAGUAUCAUACUAAUUAGAAAAUUUUUUUAAUGGCUUAAGAGACUGAUGAAUAUAUAAGGACACUGUAUAUAUUUUAUCAGAAAUGAAGUAUUAAGAAAAUAUGAGAUAAUGAUGCAUAAGUAUGAUGUAGUGAUAUGUAUUUAUAAAUAUGCCUAUAGAAAAUUAGUCGUAACGUAAUUUCAGGUAAAAGACAUGUGAAUUGAAAAAAA
Molecule: messenger RNA, 2989 nt
Organism: Chelonus insularis
Lineage: Eukaryota; Metazoa; Arthropoda; Insecta; Hymenoptera; Braconidae
Product: zinc finger protein 227-like
Exons: 3
Coding region: 343-2487 (714 amino acids)
Biological process (GO): regulation of transcription by RNA polymerase II
Cellular component (GO): nucleus
Molecular function (GO): DNA-binding transcription factor activity; zinc ion binding; RNA polymerase II cis-regulatory region sequence-specific DNA binding
Source: RefSeq, a predicted model, not a curated record